Molecule: messenger RNA, 5122 nt
Organism: Pectinophora gossypiella (pink bollworm)
Lineage: Eukaryota; Metazoa; Arthropoda; Insecta; Lepidoptera; Gelechiidae
Gene: Pbp49
Product: snRNA-activating protein complex subunit 3
Exons: 9
Coding region: 3004-4767 (587 amino acids)
Biological process (GO): snRNA transcription by RNA polymerase II; snRNA transcription by RNA polymerase III
Cellular component (GO): snRNA-activating protein complex
Molecular function (GO): bent DNA binding; RNA polymerase II cis-regulatory region sequence-specific DNA binding; RNA polymerase III type 3 promoter sequence-specific DNA binding
Source: RefSeq, a predicted model, not a curated record
CUUUUGGACCUCCUCGUGAACCUUCUUAUGAACAUUCUAAAUAGAUACAAUGACUUUUCACCACCGUACCACGUUGCCAACAUGCUAAAGGAUCUUAACCAAGUCAUUACCAAAAUUCAAGAUCAUACAAUGGAAUGCACAGAGUCUUCGUCCCAAGAAGCAUGAAAUCUUGCAUAUGAUUAACUCCCAUGACCCUGCAGUCUUUGCCAUCUCGGAGACCUGGUUUAAACCGGGGUCCUAUUUUAGGCUCCCGGGAUACUCUUGUCUUCGGGACGACAGAACUGAUGGUCACGCUGGUACUGCCAUUUUCAUUAAAUCCUCAAUUACUUAUAACCGUAUCCCUCUCCCAGCUAUAGUAGGAAUCAAUGCUGUAGCAGUCAAAAUUCAAAAUUUUUCCAUACUUUGUAUUUAUAUUCCUCAUCCAAACGUAAUCUCUAUUUCUGAUAUUGAGCUAUUAAUUUCUCAACUUUCUGGUCCUAUUAUUAUUGUAGGAGACUUUAACGUUUCACAUGUAAUAUGGGGUGGACCCGAUUAUGACCCCCUUGGGUGUGAUCUGGUUGACCUGAUGGACUUCAGAAAUCUUUGCCUUUUAAACGAUGGUUCUCCAACGCGUUAUACUGCUCCAGAUCGUAGAGUAAGUGCUGUAGACCUUUCAAUGUGCUCAGCAGACAUUAGGUCUAUGACCUCAUGGCAAAUCUUAUCGGAGAAAUAUGGUAGUGAUCAUUAUGUUAUUGUUAUUUCUUUCGAUCAACCGUCUCCUUCAGUCAGACCAUUUGAACCUCUAUUAAAAUAUAUUAUUCCUCGUGCGAACUGGGAUAAUUAUUCCAUUGACGCCGAUAUUCAUUCGCACUCUGUCCCCACCAUCAAUGACUCUAAUGUUGAGGAGGCAUACGGCCUUUUUGUUCAAGGUAUCUGUAAAGCUGCAGAUGACAAUAUCCCAGCUAAAAAGACAAAGGUUGGUACUAAGAUCUCUCCCCCUUGGUGGGAUGCAGAAUGUACUGAAAUGUACCAGAGACGCAAAGAAGCUGAAACCAACUACUGCCUCAUGAUAACGACAGAGAACUAUGUUCUAUUAAAAAAAGUUACUGCAAUGACGAAGCGCUUUUUCAAAAAAAAGAAAAAAUCUUCAUGGUUGCGUUUUUGUCAAUCCCUUUCCCCUCGCACUCCUCCUACCUUGAUGUGGCGUUCCAUAAAACGCUUUAGGGGCUCCUUCUCUUUUCGUAAUUGUGACUCUAAUGAUUACUCUAGAUGGAUUCACGCAUUUACUAACAGUUUAGCUCCUCUUUCGGCCCCUAAUCAUGACUGCUUGCCCAUGCCGUACCCUUCUUCUUUUCCUCAUCAUGCAUUUAAUAACCCUUUUUCUAACGUCGAGCUACGAUCAGCCCUUGAAUACCUUAGGGACUCAUCCCCUGGGGUGGAUGGGAUCCCAUAUUCUUUUUUAAAGAAAGCCGGCCAAUACACCAAAACCCUUUAUCUCUUAUUAAUUAAUAAAUUCUUUGAAACAGCGUAUGUUCCGGAAUCUUGGAAAAGGCAGAUAAUUAUUCCAAUCCUAAAACCAGGAAAAGACCCCUCUAAAAGUACUUCUUUUAGACCUAUUGCCCUAUCAUCAACCCUUUGUAAGAUUAUGGAACACAUGCUUAAGAGAAGAUUGGAAUGGUUUGUGGAAAGUGAGGUGAUUUUAGCCGAGAGCCAGUUCGGUUUCCGUAAAGGCAUGAGUACCACAGAUAGUUUGGCCAUCCUAUCUACUGAUAUCAGGAUUGCUCUCUCCAACAACCAGUUUUUGGUGGGGGUAUUUUUGGAUAUCUCUGCUGCUUAUGACAGUGUGCUGCUUCCGGUGCUCAGGGAGAAGCUCCUUAAUCUGAACAUUCCCGUGAGGCUAGCUUAUUUCGUUUGUAAUUUGUUGAUGGAGAGAUCAAUCCAGGUUCGUGUCCAUGGCUCCCUUCUUGAACCGAGGCGUGUCUGGCGGGGCUUGCCGCAGGGUUCUGUACUCAGUCCUCUGCUCUACAGCCUGUAUACGUACGACUUAGAGGUCUGUGUUAAUUCCUUUUGUAAUGUCCUUCAGUAUGCGGAUGACUUGGUCUUGUACGCCUCGUCCGACUCUUUAGAGGAAGCAACCGGCAAGCUUAACCAUGCCCUUCAAUACCUAGAAAACUGGCUUGAUGAACAUGGUUUAUCAUUAUCGGUAGAGAAGAGUUCUGUGGUGGUGUUUACCAGAAAAAGAUCUGUCCCGGAUGUAGAUAUUACCUUCGCAGGAAAACGAAUUCCUGUUAGUAAUGGCGUAAAAUUUCUAGGUAUUUACUUGGACUCGACUAUGUCAGAUUCUUUGAGCUGCCUUUAUGCCAUUGACUCAAACCUAUUUAUCUCUAGUUCUAUACAUCCGCUAAUUUUCCAAAUUAAAGAAAUGCUGUACGAAUGCUAUAUUAAUAACACCGAGGUAGUUAUUGCCUGGAUUCCAAGUCAUACGGGCAUCAGAGGGAACGAAGUGGUUGACUCAUUUGCUAAGGAUGCUGCAACAUCGGGAAGCUCUGAUCAUUUUCAGUUUUAUGCACUAGAUCUCAAGUGCGCGGCUAAGCCUGAUCUGAAUAAAUCCUGGCAAAAGAACUGGGAUCGUUCUAGACAACUAAAAGGAAAUAGUGAUACCUUUGGAAGUACUUUUAUGGACAUUAUCUAUGGACAAAUGUGAUCCCUAUACUUGACAUUGGCAGUAAUGGUUGUCUCUACUCUAUGACGACCGGUUGCCAUACAACCAUAAAGUUGAAGUUGAAGUUGACAUGCAUUUACAAUAGUUUAUUUCAUUUCAACAACACAUUGUUUGAGAAUAUUACUUUUAUUUUUCUCGAUUACUGCUCGUCCGGGUACCGGCCAGGUGUUUGGGUGUUUGUUUGCGUCUGUUGGUGUCUGCUGUAACCAGAAUAGAUCUUGCUUGCAGUAAUUAAUUGCGAUGAACUUACAAAGCGAUAAACUGUGCUUUUAAAACAAUAUAGGUAUUGCGGCACCUCUAAGAUGAAUACUUCAGAAGGUUCUGCUGAUGGUCCUUCAGAUGCAUUGCGCGAUUUUUCGAUUCAGGGCUCAGAAGAUCCAAUACCAUCAACUUUUGAAAAUGUGCGUAACUUAGCUUUAGCAGCCACAGGUAUAGCUUCUAACACAAGUACAUCGUCCAAUAAAGUAAGUCCAAGUACUGAGAGUGUUAUUAAUAAUGAUGAAAGACCAAAUCAAGGGAAAAGUAAUUGCUUUAACAAUAAAGUAAAUCCAAGUAAUUCAAGCUCAACAACAAAUACUCUACCAAAUCAGAGAAGUGUGGUAGAAGCAAUAAUUAAUUUGGAUUCUGAAUUUGCUACAUUGGAGAAUAAAAUUUCCAAAAUCACAGAAUCAUGUCUAAGUUCUGUUGCAAGUUUAGAAUUAAAUUGUAUCAAUACCACAAAACAAAAGAGAGUUCGUUCAAAAGUUCCCACUGUACUUGAUGAUUUAAUGCUUGUUGAACCGGGACCAUCUAAACGAAAGAAAGUGGACAUUUUCGUUGAGGAUAGUGGACCUAAGUGGUAUGAUGUUCAGGGCACUAAUAUUACUCCUGCAAUAGAUCCUACCAAGCUAUCGGAAGCAUUCGAUUCUUUGCCAAUUUAUGGACGCCCCAACACCAAGGAAGAGCUUCCAGAAUUUCAACUGAACAAGAUUAGGGAAUUUGUAGGUUGUGGAUUGAGUGAUGAAAAGUUUUUAAAACUUCAAUAUUAUUGCAGCCCGGAUCAUCUCAAAACUGGCACAGAAAAGUUUACUGUGGAACAGGUACCAAAUCCAGGUGUUAUGCCGGAUGAGCUAGAUUUCCAGCCGUUUUGCAACCCUUCAGCUUCCACUUCUAAAGCUGGGAAUGAGUUGUGUGUGGUGAAAAAAUUCAGGAUGAGAGUAGAAAAAGACGUCAAGAAUGCAUAUGCUAAGAAGUUGAAGUACAGAGGCUUAAGGAUGUUGCCACUAAACAGUGGUGGGGAUCAUGACAUCAAGCCAGAGGAGACAUCCGUCACACUACUGGAGCCUGGAAAGGACAUACUAUUCCGAGUACGCGUCUACCGUCCCUACCCCUACAACAUUAAGGACAAGCCAAUGUUUCAGAACCGCGUUCGCCACUCGCUCUUCAGCCGCGACGUAGUACUACUAGGACGACAGACGUUAUCAGAGCUGCGUGACCGUAUUGUAUGCGCCAACGAUAUGGAUAUGCGGUUGGAUGUCUCCGAGCGAGUAGAAGACCUUCCUAUUACUACCGCUAAGGAGCUGUUCCCGUCGGGCUUCCUGUUCAUCAACAACGUGUUCUACGUAGACACGCGGCCGGGCUGCGCCGACCUGACCGAGCGCCUGUGGCAGUGGGCGCGCCACAAGCGCGGCCUGGGGGACUUCCCGCGCAAGGACAUGUGCCUCACCAGUCUGCACCAGCUGCGGGUCAAGCUGGGCCACCCCGAGGUGUACGUGCACCAAGGCAACUGCGAGCACCUGUUCACGUUCUCCGAGAUCCGUCUGCUGGGCGCCGGCGACCCUCUGCGGCCCUUGCAGUACCCGCGCCACACCGCGCUCUCUCACAACCAGACCGUCUACUGCACCACGUGCGCCGAGUUCGGAGCUAAAUGGAUCAUCACUGGCUGUGAACGCGUCCCCUUCGACCCUGCAUUCUUCUGUGAAAGCUGCCUCAAGCUAUACCUCUACGUGGGCGUGAACAAAGUUGAAGAUUUCAAAGCGUACUCGUAUAGAGGCAACGAGAUUAAUAUGCUGAAGCCGCAGGGGUGAAUGGCCGCAGUGGAGUAUCGAGCUAUCGCCGUCACAGAUGGUUGAUGACAUGGCUGUUUGUGGCUGUGAAAUAUACUUAUAAUUUUAUUCACAUACUUUGCAAAACAUAUGUACAUUCAGGUGAGUUAUUCUAAUGCUUAUAAUUGGCAAAAAUCCGGAAUAUACUCUAGUGCCAUUUCAUGGUGGAAUAAGUACAAUUGUGCCUAUACAAUUAAUUAGACAACUCUGAUCUAAGUCAAGAUAGAAUUGCAGUCUUUUAGAUACUAGUUAUUUUAAGAAUAUGUGUUAUGUAUGUUACUUAAUUAUUUAUUUUUGUAAGCCUAAACGUAUAAAUGAAAUAAAUAGUUAGAAAUUA